Molecule: messenger RNA, 1719 nt
Organism: Penicillium waksmanii
Lineage: Eukaryota; Fungi; Ascomycota; Eurotiomycetes; Eurotiales; Aspergillaceae
Product: putative ribosomal assembly complex component Ipi3
Exons: 2
Coding region: 1-1719 (572 amino acids)
Biological process (GO): DNA-templated DNA replication; rRNA processing
Cellular component (GO): nuclear pre-replicative complex
Molecular function (GO): protein binding
Source: RefSeq, a predicted model, not a curated record
AUGCUUUCCGAAUCAUUCGUUGCGUCGACGCUGCUCUCCGCUAAAUCCCCGACCGCCACGCUGAGAGAUGUCGGGAUUUGCGUGCAGGAAUUCCAGCCUUCUCCCCAGCUUCGAUCCACUUUCAAGAAGAGCUCAACUAAUGCCAAUGGCCUGGCCGUGAGCCCUACGCAUAUCUUCUCCGCACAGGCUGAGAAGGCAGUCGUUCACGUCUAUAGUCGGGAGAAGGGAAACCAAGAGGCCCUCGUCCCUUUCCCAGAACGGAUCCGCAGCAUUGCUGUUGCCGGUGCAAAGUAUGGCGAUGUGCUGGUUCUUGGCACGGAAGGUGGUCGGUUGAUCCUGUGGGAGACCUGUACUGGACGCCAAGUAUCCACUACCGCCUCUCAUCUUCAGCCCGUCACCUCACUCGUUGUCGACCCCACCUCGAACUUCAUCCUGUCCGGCUCGCCUGAUGCUGCUGUACAUGUCUGGUCCUUGCCCGGAAUUCUCUCCUUCUCGAAGCCCGCUUCAAGCCAAACACGCCAGCCCUCCAAUGCCCCCAUCUGCACCUUUUCCAACCAUCGCGCCGCCAUUACCGCUCUUGCGAUUGGACACAGCAAUGGCCGACACAACAUUGCGGUCUCGACGGCAAAGGAUAAUACAGCAAUUGCAUGGGACUAUUAUACUGGUCGGGUUCUGCGGACAUUCCUCCUCCCAUCUUCUGCGACAUCCGUGGCGCUAGAUCCCGUCGACCGGGCUGGCUACGUUGGAUACGAAGACGGAAGCGUGCAGUCAAUAGAUUUCUACCGUGGCAACACAGCGCAGCAUACCAUUCACGAUGCCUCGCUUCAAUCUACACCAGCACAAGUGACCUCAGAAGACCGAUGGCUUCCACCUUCGGCCGACUCAGGCUCGACCCGUGCCCUUUCCCUAUCUUACGAUGGUACCAUUCUGCUCUCGGCGCAUGAGAGUGGAAAGGUUCUGUCAUGGAACAUUGCCCGCCGCAAGUUUGCGACAACUGUCGGCGACUACACACAUCCCGUUACAAACUUGGUCGCGUUGCCACCAAGCGGCCUUCAGCAGGCUUCGAAGGAGUUGAAGAGAACCGCUCACACCAUCGUCAAGCCCCGUCAUGAUAAUGCUUCUUCCGAUCCAUCGCAUGUUCCAGGUGCUGUCCCAGCCGACUACGUUUUCAACACUCACAUUCUUGCCCCCUCUCAACCCCGCAACCCCAAAUCGACUCUUUUCUCCCAAGCCCUCACACAUGCAAGCUUCCCCGACUCAAUGAUCGACGAUGGUCUCGCUGAAUUGGCUGCGCUUCGCACCCCGGGCGGACCUGACGUCACUCGUGUUGUGCCCGUGGCAUCCACCACUACAAAGUUUACUGAGGACUCAUCCUCUCGAGACAACCACGUCACAGAGCUCGAAACAGAAGUGGCCAUGCUCAAGAAGAAGGCAGCGGUGAAUGAUACUGCUCGAAACGCUACUGCGGAUGAGGUUGUGCAAUUGCGCUCGGACCUGGCGACCCUGCAGGAUUACAUCAAUGAAUUGCAUGAGAAGCAGGAGGCCGCACAACGUGACAAGGUCGUGCGCCAAGCAAGGAAGGAAGAACGUGAGACCAAGAAGCGGGAAGCGUGGCUCGCUGCUGAGAAAAAAGGGCGCAAUGGUGACGCCGCCAUGAAAAAGAUGGAUGUUGAUGGUGAUAGUCUGACUAGCGAUUCGGAUGACCUCAGCGAUGAAUAA